AUGCAAUUAGGCUUGUCAGAAAGUCUCCCAGCCCUCGUAUCCAAGCGCUUCACAGCUGCUAAAGGAUCUGGUCACCUUCUAUUCUCUCAGACACACCUGACCACUAUUCAGACUGCAGGGAUCCCGUAUCAACUUCGGUAUUGCCCUGCCCUUGCAAAUAAGCCAUCGGGAGCUCCAAACACUGAAAAGCCCACUACGAAGCCCAAAUUCGACCCUUUCCAGGACCCGUCCCCAGAGCUCUUAAUCGCUCAGAUACCCCGAGAGAAUCCAACUCAUAUACUAGUCCUCAACAAAUUCCCCGUAAUUCCCAAUCAUUUUAUCCUAGCCACAAAGGAAUGGAGACUUCAAACAGAUAUCCUGGAGAAGGAGGACUUGGAUGCGGCUUAUUCUUGCCUCAAAGCAUGGAGUGAGGAGAACAAGGCAAACAGCGCGACCUCCAAGCGACUUUUUGCCUUUUUUAACUCCGGCAACGAGAGCGGAGCGAGUCAGCCCCAUAGGCAUUUACAGUUCUUACCCGUCGAAGCCAUGUCUCAAAGUGACUCGGGGAGCUGGCAGCCCUUGAUCGAUGCAGUUUCAAGUCAACCAACAAGCCCCGGUUCUAAAUUCUUGCGAUGGGCCCAAGUACCGUUUGCACAUUUUGCCCUUCCGUUGCCCUCGAACCCCUCUGCGGACACCCUACAUCACAUUUACCUGUCCCUGUAUAGAGCAGCGUUAGCAGCUGCACAGGGCAGUGUGGGAGGUUCCUCCCCGACGACCAGUGGCCCAGCUGCUAUCAGCUACAAUCUAGCAAUGACUGAUUCAGUGAUGAUGAUCUGUCCGAGGAGAAGUGAAAGCGCUCAAAUCCCAGUCGACAGUGCAACGUCGGCGGAGGUCUCUGGGGCUGGCAUCGUGGCCUUGAAUGGUACAAUCCUUGCUGGCACGCUCAUGGUAAAAGCUGAGGCCGAAUGGGACGAGCUACGUCGUAACCCGGAUUCCCUUAAAGAGAUACUGACGACAAUUGGGUAUUCUCACCCAGAUAUGCGCGAACUCUCUCUACUUUGA
This is a messenger RNA of Aspergillus bombycis, 1041 nucleotides long. RefSeq names its product putative bis(5'-nucleosyl)-tetraphosphatase. Lineage: Eukaryota; Fungi; Ascomycota; Eurotiomycetes; Eurotiales; Aspergillaceae. Gene Ontology annotation, biological process: nucleotide metabolic process. Bases 1 to 1041 code for a protein of 346 amino acids. The record is from RefSeq and is a predicted model, not a curated record. Gene Ontology annotation, molecular function: ATP binding; ATP:ADP adenylyltransferase activity. The transcript has 2 exons.